AUGGAUCUCCCCCUGGAUCCUCAAUUGACUACACCGGAUCUUUUGGUGGCAAAAGAGCUACUCAGGCAAAAUAAUCGCCCUCAGGAGCACAGCAACAGCAAAGACGCCAUCAAGAAGCUGAAGGCUCUGAACGAUGUCACAGACCCAGGCUUUGAUCCAACGGUCUUUCAAUUCUGGGAGACAAACCUCCUCCGGCGGAAGCUGCCUCGUUCCAUCCGACAGUACCUUUUGGAGCCAUAUAUCCGCUGGGCUCAAGGGGUCGCACGUUUUCCAGCCGAUGUUGUGAUGAUCACACAUCUUCUACUUUACUUGACAACCUCGGUUCCCAGUGCGCUAUAUCUCUUCUACAACUUUACCUGGAUCCAUGGCCUCCUUCACUGGAUAGUGCACGUCUGGUAUGCUGGCAGCUAUACACUCAUGAAACAUCAAUAUGUCCAUAUGAAAGGCGUCUUGGCUCCUAAAUAUCGUUUGAUCGACACGCUCUUUCCAUAUGUUGUCGAUCCCUUCGUGGGCCACACAUGGAAUUCGUACUAUUAUCACCAUGUGAAGAUGCACCAUGUUGAAGGCAACGGACCCCGAGAUCUCAACUCAACCAUGUGGUAUGAUCGAGACUCGAUCGUCGACUUUGCGCGUUAUGUUGGUCGCUUUUUCUUUCUCAUUUGGCUGGAUCUUCCUCUGUAUUUCUUAGGGAAGGGGCAAUACUCCACUGCCUUCAGGACUGCUUUCUGGGAAUUCAGCAAUUACAUCGCCAUUGCUUUCUUGUAUAAGCAUUGCCAUGCGCAGGCCACAUUUUGCGUCUUUGUUUUACCACUCCUGACACUUCGUGCGGGACUGAUGGCUGGAAAUUGGGGCCAGCACGCAUUUGUGGAUCCCAGCGAUCCAUCAUCCGAUUUCCGAUCUAGUGUGACCUUGAUCGAUGUAGCUAGUAAUCGAUUCUGCUUCAACGACGGAUACCACACCUCUCACCAUCUCCAUCCUCGUCGCCAUUGGAGGGAACAUCCACUAGCGCUCCUGCGGGACCAAGAACGCUAUUCGGACGAACGGGCGCUGGUCUUUCGAAAUGUGGAUUACAUGAUGCUGACCGUGAAAUUGCUACAAAAGGACUAUUUGCACCUGGCCAGGUGCAUGGUCCCUAUUGGUCCGGAACAAAGAAAGAUGAGCCUAGAACAGCGAGCAGAUAUGUUACGGAGCCGGACCCGACGCUUGCCCAAUGCGUACUUGGAGAAACACAGUUUGAAAAAGCGAUGA
This is a messenger RNA of Penicillium antarcticum, 1248 nucleotides long. Its product is annotated as fatty acid desaturase. The transcript is spliced from 2 exons. The record is from RefSeq and is a predicted model, not a curated record. Bases 1 to 1248 code for a protein of 415 amino acids. Gene Ontology annotation, biological process: lipid metabolic process. Lineage: Eukaryota; Fungi; Ascomycota; Eurotiomycetes; Eurotiales; Aspergillaceae.